AUGGCAUCCACAUCCCAUAAAGAGGCAUUUGUAGCAAAGUGGACCGAACCUUUGUCCAAUCUAUUAGUAAGUUUGUUGGUAGAAGAGGUCAAAAAAGGCAAUCGUACCACCUCUACCUACAACAAAGCUGGGUGGAAGAACAUACAUGCAGAAUUCAAUAAACAGACAGGAUUCCCUUACACUCUAGUUCAAGUGAAGAACAGGGUAAACAAACCGAGGAAACUGUACAUGAGUUUCAAGAAGCUUCUUUCUCAGACUGGAUUUGGAUGGGAUAAUGUAAACAAACGGUGGUUGUGGAUGAUCCGAGUGUAUGGGAGACUCAUGUCAAGUGACCGGGCUAAAUUCAAGAAUGAAGGGUUUCCUCAUUAUCCCGAUCUGUGUAUUGUGUUUGGAGAUACACAUGCUACUGGGGAUUAUGUAGCGGGAAAUGCACAAGAUAGGGUGGUAUCGGAGGGAGCCGACAAUGGCGGUGAUGAUAACAUCGGUGAUGCAAUAGGUGAUCCGAAGCAAUUUAAUGAACACCAAGUUGAUGAUGGAGUAUUUACACCUGACGUGGCUGCCACCCUAGUUCAUGAGAAACACAAGUUGGAUAGGACUCCAAAUUCCAAAAGGAGGAGAAAGAGUAACACAUUUGAUGUUAAUACCUGUUGCAAAGCCAUUCACGAUAUGAUCAAAUUCAAGACGAGUCAAUCAACAACAAGUGGCUCCGUCACCUCACAUGCCACAUCACCUGUAGACCCAUACUCCAUAGCAGCAGUGAUUGCUGUCUUAAAUGGCAUGCCCGACUUGGAGCAGAAUCUCUAA
This is a messenger RNA of Rhodamnia argentea, 804 nucleotides long. RefSeq lists its product as uncharacterized. The transcript has 2 exons. The record is from RefSeq and is a predicted model, not a curated record. Lineage: Eukaryota; Viridiplantae; Streptophyta; Magnoliopsida; Myrtales; Myrtaceae. Bases 1 to 804 code for a protein of 267 amino acids.